AGUUAAAGUACCAUUGAUUUAAAAGAUAAAGUGCUGUGUAACUGUAUCACUUUCCCAUGAUGCCGGGUAGUACAGAGGCAGUAACCAUGACAGCCGUGUUGUUGUUGGUGCUAGAGCUAGUAGCAUAGCCGCUCAAUACAGUCAAUUCAAGCCAACUUUAGCGUUUUAAUACGUAAAUCGACUGUAUACGUGAUGCAAAAAUGUUUUUUAUUUAGAUGUAGCAGUGCUAGGAAGUGUGUUUUGAGGGAAUAACUAUGCCGCUGCUAGUGUACAUGUUAGCUAACCUUUAGCAGGUAGCCGCUACAUAGCGUUAGCAACAUUUGUGGUGCUGUAGGAAAUGUCUUUGUUGUCCUACUGUUAUUUGUGGGUUCAAAAUGCGGGGACGAGACGACGAGACGGGAAGGGCUUAAGUCUUUAAAAAGACGGAGAAUGAUUUCACGGUACAACAGGAAACCUGUGUCGCACAAGCUGGAAAUCCGUGGCUUGUCUCACAGCAGCCUCAACCACCACCCUCUCCCUGAGGAAGCAGACACCCAACCCCCUCAAUGCUCCCUCCAAGAUGUAGAGGAAGACACCCCCAUCCACAACAGUUGUGAGACAUUCUGCUCCUCCAGCCAUUCCGACUGUCCCACAGUCAUCUCAGUGGCCUCCAGCCGGUCCUGGUCGGGUAUCCAUAGCUCCACGGAUACGGGCAUCUCCACUGAGAGGAGCUCUGUCUUCUCCUGGGGCUACGAUGAGUUUGACAACGCAGCGUCACGACAAGUGCAGCGAAUGUUUGAGGAGAUCGACAAAGAGCUGUAUGAGGGGAAAGGCAGUGGCGGAGGGAUAUUGCCGGGACUGCAGGACGAGUGUCAGCAGUGGGCCGAACGCUUUCCGCAUCUUCGGAUCCUCGGGACCCAGCUGCUGUGCCCCAGUGACAAGGGCUUUCAGUGGUACAAAACAUCAGGGGCGGUCAGCAGUAGCAUCCCAUCAGCAUGCCAGAAGUCAAUGGAGAAAGAAGAGAGCGGGGCAGAACUGAACGUGAAAGGCUGCAGCGCGGCACUGCUCAAGUCCAGCUCGGCCGAUCUAGACGUCUCCAUAAAGAACUGCAAGGACAGGCCCAGAGUGAUCGAGGCAGAAGGUCACAUGGAGGAGUACUUGGCCUUUGACAGCAUCAGCCUGGAGGACGAAUGGAAGUGCUCGGAGCCGUCCCUCAGACACCGCUGCAUGCCUCCCGUCUCGCCAUACAAGUGUCGCCGUCAGGCUGUCCUCGACCAGCUGUUUGACGACGUGUGGAGGCAACUUGUGGGCUGCAUGAGGGAGCUGGUCCAGCGCCAGUGGGAGUGCCACGCCAUAAAUGAUGAAAGGACCUCUGGGAACGCGAGUCCUUCACCGUUUACGCUCUCCACAAUCCCGACCAUGCUGCCCAAACUUGGACACGGCAGAGCGCCGCAUCUGCCUAUGCUUGCCACCAGCCUGCAGUUCCAGAGGUCAAGGGACUCAAAGCACAAGUCCCGACGGAAAUCCAAAAGGCAGAAAAGGCCGCCCAGUGCAGGAAAGGCCCAGCACAACCUGAACGACCUCAUCAUGAUCCACAGCAUCCCGUUACAACAGCGGAAUCUGGCCGCUCUGGACAGAACCCAGGAGCCGGAGGAGCGCGCACCCCUGAGACCGGGCUCCAGCUUGUCACCUGUGAGCAAGCCUCGCACUCGCCGGGUUCUGGAGCAGAGUUCGUCGUCGCUGACGCGCCCGCCUCAGUCGGCACGACGCAGAAAUCUUCCGCCCCGCACGUUGCAGCCUCUGGCUCCUAAUCUCAGUCAGUCCAGCGCAGUGGGAUCCAUGGAUGAGGUCAUUCGGGGGACACGGCUACCCACAGCCAGCGACCGGCUGAUGUCUCCACUGUUUGCGCUGAGCAGGAACACGCUCCUGCCGCCCAUUGGCACCGGAGACGUGGAGCUCUCCCCCUCGGGGCAGCACUCCAAAGCCGCUCAGCGCCAGAAAGGCCCGUCAAUCGUCAGCCGGGCCCACAGCGCUAUAAACGACGAGGUUGCUAGUUCAAUCCCAAGGGAUCGUCUUUAUCCCCUUGAAGUCUUCUCCCGCCCCAACACUACGCACACAUAUAGGUCGGAUACUCCUUACCGGCGGUCCUUCACGGUGUUGGACAACAUCGGGCAGGGGAGGACUGGCAGAGCUUCCAUCGCCACGGAUUCCCUUGGGAUCGGCGUAACCGGUGUCAGCCUCGGCAUCGCUAGCUCAUCUUUUCUAGACUCCUUUUCCCACCACCAUCCCUCGGGUCACUGGCCUAUCAGGGAUGAGGAAGAGGAACCUGACGUGAAAGCCCUGCCCACAGCUGCACUGGUGCCCGUGUCUGUCCCACCUCGCGCUCACAGCCGAGGCGGCUUCUCAUCCAGACUCAGCAGACCUGGACUGUAGCAGGUGGAUUUCAAAGCCUCCAUGCACUUUAGCCAUUCUUCUUUAAAAACAGCAGUCAAGUGCCCACCUUUUCCUUUUUUUUUUUUUAUUUUACAGAAACCGUUUCAUAAAAGGUCUAUUUUUGUAUUUUAAAUCAGCUGUUGCGGCUGCCAAAACAAAACAGGAACACUCGGAUCUGCAAGAUGUGUGCUUCUUUGAAUGUGUGAACGUGACAAGUGUUCUGUUGUGACAAAGCAGGGAACAACACAACAAGCAGGACGGGGAUGAACACUUUUAGUACUGUACUUUUCUAAAAACACUUUGUGACAUGUUCACUCAUUAUAAAGUCAGUCCCGUUAUCCCCCCCACCUCCCUUAAUUAGCAUUUUAUGAUAUUGUAGACAGUUAAAGGUGCAAAACUGUGGAAAAAUGCAAAUCAUGUACAAGAAUAUUAACUUUAUUGUUCUAUAACGGCACUAACAAAAAGUGCAAUUACAUUUUAUUACAAGAACAUUAAAAUGCAAAAACAAAGAUAAAGGGAUGUCAGGAAUGUCUCCUCACUUUUUUCCUCUUCGUGCUUUUUGGGAUUUUCCACUUUUUUUUUGAGUACUUGGCCUCCAGGUCGGACAAGAAACUAUUAAAGUUCUGCUCCCUGGAUUUGUUUCUUUGCUGCAAAAUAACAAAUUGGAGAUUUAGAGAGAGAAAAGCAACCAAACUAAACCUGCCCCGUAAACACUUAACGUUACCUUGAUCAUCAUCGCCAGACUGUCGUCCUCCUGACCCAGCCCCAUCUCCUUCUGCAUCUCCUCUGCUUCUUGUCGCUCUCUGUCAGCCUGGAGGAGAAAAUCACAUUAUUAAGGAAUUUGAACACAAAUUCCUGUUUUUGUUCAAGUGCCACUUACUCUCUUCCUCCGAGCUCUCUUCUUCUUAUCGCUCUCCUUAGCGAAGGCAGGGAACUCUGAGACUUCUCCACUUUCGAUGGCAGCCCGGAUUAUGUCACCCAGCCUGGGCUCAUCUUCCUGGGAGCUGCAGAGCGUCGAGGCCAUGAUGGCGUCCAUGUCCCCCUCGU
Doryrhamphus excisus (bluestripe pipefish) is the source of this 3459-nucleotide messenger RNA. It is a transcript of the gene fam149b1, whose product is annotated as family with sequence similarity 149 member B1. Gene Ontology annotation, biological process: cilium assembly; protein localization to cilium. The record is from RefSeq and is a predicted model, not a curated record. Lineage: Eukaryota; Metazoa; Chordata; Actinopteri; Syngnathiformes; Syngnathidae.